AUGGCGACAGGUGCUGUCCAUGAUGCUGCUCCCCCAGUUCCCAAGCGCAUUCCAUUCUUCCGACAGCUAAUCGAUCACGCAAGCGUAACUCCCGAAAUCGAAGCAUGGAAAUAUGCCGGCUCCGGAACCGACUCCGAUCCAUACGUGGUCACCUGGAUAGCAGACGAUCCUCGAAAUCCCAUGCUGUAUCCGGCAUUCUGGAAGUGGUCGAUAAUGAUGUUGGUCAGCUUCAUCACGUUAGCGGUGUCGUUUGCCUCAGCGGCCUACAGCGGUGGUGGGCCCGCCGUCAUCGCCGAGUUCGGUUGCAGCCAGGUGGAAUUCGUGCUGGGACUUUCGCUGUUCGUGCUUGGGUUCGCCAUCGGCCCGCUCUUCUGGGCUCCUUUGUCUGAACUCUACGGUCGGCAGAUCCUUUUCACUACGACAUACCUUGGUUUGACUAUUUUCAACGCCGGCGCUGCCGGCGCCCAGAAUAUCGCGACCCUGGUUGUCUUGCGCUUUCUGGCGGGCGCCGUUGGUAGUGCCCCUUUGACAAAUGCAGGCGGUGUAAUUGCAGACAUGUUCAGUGCGAAGCAACGCGGCAUGGCCCUCAGUAUUUGGGCUGCGGCCCCCUUUUUAGGACCGGUCCUUGGACCUAUUAUCGGUGGCUUCGUCGGUGAGACAAUUGGCUGGCGCUGGAUCGAAGGUAUCAUGGCCAUUUUCACAGGAUGUCUGUGGAUCCUCGGCACACUACUCCUGCCUGAAACGUACCCACCUGUGCUCCUCCGCGCACGUGCACGCGAGCUUAGCAAACGUACAGGCUUGAUCUACCGUUCUCAAGGAGAAAUCGACAAAGGUCCCCAGAAAGCUUCGCGAGUCUUUGCAACGGCUUUGCUACGACCUUGGGUACUUCUCUUUCGAGAGCCUAUUGUUUUAAUCAUCAGCGUGUACAUGGGGAUCGUGUACGCGAUCUUGUAUUCACUUUUCGGCGCUUUUCCAAUCGUGUUUCAGCAGGGUCGGGGUUGGAGCCCGGGAAUCGGAGGUUUGGCCUUCUUGGGCGUGUUGGUCGGCAUGGUUGCGGCUGUCACGUAUUGCCUCUGGGACAACAAGCGCUAUGGUAUCGUCAGCGACAAGCACGAUGGAUUUGCACCGCCUGAACAACGACUUCCGUCCGUCAUGCUGGGUGCCGUGCUUAUUCCGAUUGGGCUGUUUUGGUUUGCUUGGACAAAUGGUCCUGAGAUUCAUUGGAUCGUGCCCAUCAUUGCCAGUGCACCCUUUGGAUUUGGCAUGGUUCUUGUGUUCCUCGGAUUGAUGAACUAUCUCAUCGACGCAUAUACUUUGUAUGCAGCUUCUUGUCUCGCUGCAAACUCCGUUCUUCGCUCGUUGUUCGGAACAGCUUUUCCGCUUUUCACUCCGAUCAUGUAUGAGCGACUCGGCAUCCACUGGGCUUCCAGCAUUCCAGCAUUCUUGGCUUUGGCAUGCGUACCGUUUCCAUUCAUCUUCUACCACUAUGGUCCGACAAUCCGAGCGAAGUGUAAAUUCGCUGCAGAAGCCGCGGCCUUCCUACGGAAAAUGCAGGAUAUGAAAUCACAGGCUGGCCCGACAUUCGGCCUCGAGUUCAUCGGAGCGGGUGAACCAGCACAGCGUGGACGAGGACACCAAGGCGAAGAAGGCGUUUCAUGA
Messenger RNA from Dissoconium aciculare CBS 342.82, 1659 nucleotides. Its product is annotated as MFS multidrug transporter. The transcript is spliced from 6 exons. The coding region runs from base 1 to 1659 and encodes 552 amino acids. Gene Ontology annotation, biological process: transmembrane transport. Gene Ontology annotation, molecular function: transmembrane transporter activity. NCBI's taxonomy places the organism in Eukaryota, Fungi, Ascomycota, Dothideomycetes, Mycosphaerellales, Dissoconiaceae. The record is from RefSeq and is a predicted model, not a curated record.